GAUUACCCAAUUAAUUUGUACUAUGGUGCAUUGGAUUGUUUUACCAGGUUCUGGUUAGAUGGGUGGGAUGUACUGGAUCUGGCUUUGUGGACCAAGCUGGGUCUGCAGGUUGUCAUUUUGUAUUUUGAGCCAAGUGUGUUUCGCUGUGUUCUCCUAAGAUGGGUUCGUCUUCUGGGCUUUGCUACUGUUUAUGGAACUGUGACGCUCAAGCUGCACAGGGUUUUGAAGGUUUUCCUGUCCCGAACUGCUCAACGUAUUCCAUACAUGACAGGUGGGCGAGUGAUGAGGAUGCUGGCUGUUAUUCUCCUGAUAGUCUUUUGGUUUCUCGUUGGCUGGACUUCUGCAAUAACCCAAAAUUUGGAGAGAAACAUUCCACUUAUUGGCCAAGGGCAAACAUCUGACCACUUGAUCUUCAAUAUGUGCCUCAUAGACCGCUGGGAUUACAUGAUGGCUGUUGCUGAAUUUUUAUUCCUCUUGUGGGGUGUUUAUCUCUGCUAUGCAGUGCGGACAGUCCCAUCAGCAUUUCAUGAGCCACGUUAUAUGGCUGUUGCAGUUCACAAUGAGCUCAUUAUCUCUGCUAUAUUCCAUACAAUUAGGUUCAUUCUUGCUUCAAGACUUCAGUCUGACUGGAUGCUGAUGCUAUUCUUUGCACACACACACUUGACUGUGACAGUCACUGUUGGUCUACUUCUUAUCCCUAAGUUUUCACAUUCAAGCAAUAACCCAAGAGAUGAUAUAGCUACAGAAGCUUAUGAAGAUGAGCUUGAUAUGGGUCGAUCUGGAUCCUAUCUGAACAGCAGUAUCAAUUCAGCAUGGAGUGAACAUAGUUUGGAUCCUGAAGAUAUUCGGGAUGAGUUGAAGAAACUGUAUGCCCAGCUUGAAAUCUAUAAAAGGAAAAAGAUGAUUGCUAAUAAUCCGCAUCUCCAGAAAAAAAGGUGCUCUAAAAAGGGCUUAGGGCGCUCGAUAAUGCGACGUAUUACAGAAAUCCCUGAAACAGUCACCAGGCAGUGCUCCAGGGACGAGAAGGACCUGAUGGAGCACAGUGCUGUGAAGAACAUGUCCACGUUGAGGAAAAACCCACAGGAUUCCAUGAGUCCUGCAAAGCCAAAAGAGGAGACUUUGAAAAACAGGGUCUUUUCCUUAAAAAAGUCCCACAGCACUUAUGAUCAUGUUAGGGAUCAAACAGAAGAACCGAAUAGCUUAACUACAGAAAGUGCAGAAGUUAUAGCUGCUGAGAAUUCGCUUCUGGACUCCUUGAACAGUAACAAAUCAACCAAAAACGCUCCUGAGAAAGUUGAAGCUGUCUCCACUGAAUCAGUCCCUUUGGUGUGCAAAUCAGUAAGUGCACAUAACUUAAGUGCCGAUAAGAAGCCUCUGCAUCCAAGAACAUCUGUGUUACAAAAAUCCCUCAGUGUUAUUGCUAGUGCCAAGGAAAAGACUCUGGGACUAACAGGUAAAACACAAAGUCUAGAAGAAAGCACUAAAUCUCAUAAAUCUCAGCAGAAAGGUAAGGAGGCCAGCAAAAAGCACUCAGCCUCCGAUAAAGGGGAGCAUAAGGAUUCCCACCGGAAGAACUCUACCCACUCUGAGGAAACAAAGAAAACCCAUAAAUCUGGAAUUAUGAAACAGCAAAGGGUUAGUCAAACUCCUGCAAAUCCAGACACAGGCCCAGGUAAGUCUUUACACAAGGACAAUUUUGACAUAGGAGAAGUUUGUCCUUGGGAGAUAUAUGACCAAACUCCUGGUCCUGUGCCUUCUGACUCUAAAGUUCAAAAACAUGUGUCUAUUGCUUCCUCAGAGCCAGAGAAAAACCACCCUUCCCAGCCAAAGGGGAAGACUCAUCAUAAGCUGAAGACACCCGAGGGGUAUCAACAGUCAAAUCAAAAGAGCUCAGAGAAGGUGGAGGCAGCCAUUCAGGAGACACAAGAGCAGCAGGUCUUUGAACAUGAGAAAAAACAGUCAAAUUCCAAGUCUCAGGUCUCCCCUGAGCUGAAGUGUGAGAAUGUUAAUAGAUAUACACCUAAUAUCUGUGCUGCGGAGCAGGAGCUACCCCAGAAAGCAGCAGAAAAGGAAAACCUCAAUAAAUUGGCGGAACAGAAAAAAAAUGCCUCUUCUGAGGGAAAUGUGCUUUCAUCUGACUCCCAUAAGCCAAGUAGUUACUUACAGCAACCUUUAGCAUCUCGAGCUGAAGUCUGCCCUUGGGAGUAUGACACACCAGAUUUACCAAAUGCAGAAAGAAGUGUAGCUUUAUUGAACACCUCUGCUAUAAGUGCAAAUAAAACAGCAACACCUCGAAAAUAA
This is a messenger RNA of Leptosomus discolor (cuckoo roller), 2301 nucleotides long. The record is from RefSeq and is a predicted model, not a curated record. Lineage: Eukaryota; Metazoa; Chordata; Aves; Leptosomiformes; Leptosomidae.